AUGCAAACACCAACGAGGCCAUUGAACCAGCACCGUCAAUCAAUUUCUUCUGCCUCAGCGUCUUCCUUAGGCGCUUCGAGACCAUUGUCCCAUUCACGCAACAAUUCCCACACAUACUCCACUUUGUCCGGCGCCCUCAAUGCCACCCACCGCGUAACACGUCGGAAGAGCAUGACUGGCACUGCUGCCAACGUCGCGGCUGUCGCGGCCGCCCUCGAAGAAGCAGGGGAUAAAGUUGGGCCAUUACCUAUUGCUGUUAAUUCCCGCCGCGGUACCAUGUCCAAGCCUGCCACCGCUCGACCUGCCAUCGUGGGCAGCUUACCUUCUCCGCCUGCUAGCUUGCCAACCCAUAGAUUCUCGAUGAAUAUGAAAUCCGAGGGCCCAGAAAACGCUAUCGACGACUCCUCGAACGACAUGUCCGCCGAUGAGGGAGAAGAUGGUCCCCAGAAAGCUCGCAUGCGACGGGCGAGCGAUGGUCAGCCGCUAACAAAAGAGGGUAGGAAGAGCAACCGAAUUGAACUCCGCUGCGACAAGUGCGGGAAAGGAUACAAGCAUAGCAGCUGCUUGACCAAGCAUUUGUGGGAACAUACUCCCGAGUGGUCUCUCACGUCCAAGCUGCUUAUAUCCAAGCACCAACAAGUUCAACUGCUCGAGGCGGCCUCGGUUCUUGUCGCCAUGAACACGGAGGCAACCACUCCUCCAGACUCUACCAAAGACUUUGCCAGCGACCCCGAAUCCGCUUCUCCUACCGCCUCUGGGUACUCAGACCUCCACGAUGGUCGUAGUUCAGCCGACACCACCCCACCUCCGCAUUUGGACGCUUUUAGUGCCAUGAAUUCUUUUGCUUACCGUACGGCUUCUAAGAGGGAUAGCAACGGAAGUAGCUUUGCGCGAUCAUACCAGUCGGCCGUUUCGGGUUCGUUCUUUUCAGGUAGCGUACCAAACGGGAAUGGAUUCGGUCACGCUCGUCAUGCUAGUUCGGACCGGCGCCCCCCUUCUUCAGGAAUGAACAGCACUGGCCAAGAUGAUCGCGACCUUGCGACAGCCAUCGAGUUACUCAGCUGCAGCUUCGGUAGUAACGGAGGGACCCGAGAUUCUAGGCUCCCUGACGAUGCUCCUCCCGUACCACCGCUACCCGCCCAGUAUCUCGAUCACGCAGCUUUUACCAGCACGAGUUUUAUCAACAGCUUUCCAUCAGGGCAGAUGCCGGAAAGUUUUACCCGGGGUGAGCUCCGGCAUACCGAGGACGUGAAGAUGGAAGAUAGUGAGAGUAGCAUAAUGGAUGAAGACGAAGGUGAAGGACGGUUUAGGGCGCGCAGCAGCGAGGAAGACGAUGAUAUGAUGUUUGGCCGUAUGGAGGAUUAA
Messenger RNA from Daldinia childiae, 1365 nucleotides. RefSeq lists its product as uncharacterized. The transcript is spliced from 2 exons. The record is from RefSeq and is a predicted model, not a curated record. The coding region runs from base 1 to 1365 and encodes 454 amino acids. NCBI's taxonomy places the organism in Eukaryota, Fungi, Ascomycota, Sordariomycetes, Xylariales, Hypoxylaceae.